Mugil cephalus (flathead mullet) is the source of this 2996-nucleotide messenger RNA. It is a transcript of the gene eaf1, whose product is annotated as ELL associated factor 1. Gene Ontology annotation, molecular function: transcription elongation factor activity. NCBI's taxonomy places the organism in Eukaryota, Metazoa, Chordata, Actinopteri, Mugiliformes, Mugilidae. The record is from RefSeq and is a predicted model, not a curated record. The transcript is spliced from 7 exons. The coding region runs from base 135 to 914 and encodes 259 amino acids. Gene Ontology annotation, cellular component: super elongation complex. Gene Ontology annotation, biological process: regulation of transcription elongation by RNA polymerase II; positive regulation of DNA-templated transcription.
UGAUAAUAUGCGAUAUGCUUAUAUGUUAGACGAAAAGUUCCUGACGACUUGUUUUCGGUAGUAUUUGACAGCCAGACCCAAAACGGAAGAGGUGGGGCCGAAUGACGUGAGCGAUGUUUUGCUAAAGCAGAGCCAUGAACGGGAGCACGAAUCCGCUGCUGGACAAAGAGGAACAUGUUUUGAAGCUCGGAGAAAGCUUUGAGAAGAGGCCAAAAUCUUCCUUCCACACUAUCAGAUAUGACUUCAAACCAGCAUCUAUCGACACAAGCUGUGAGGGAGAGCUACAAGUUGGGAAAGGAGAUGAAGUUACCAUAACACUACCUCAUAUUCCAGGCUCCACUCCUCCAAUGACUGUAUUCAAAGGAAACAAGCGGCCAUACCAGAAAGACUGUGUGCUCAUCAUUAAUCAUGACACAGGGGAAUUUGUCCUGGAGAAGCUGAGCAGUAGCAUCCAGGUCAAGAAAACCCGGGCGGAGGGCAGCAGUAAGAUCCAGGCCCGGAUAGAGCAGCAAUCGGUUCGGUCCAGUCAGCCCAGCUCUCAGUUCCGGGCCCCGACCAAACCCGGAGCUGGGGUCAAAACCUCCCCUUCCCCAUCUAAAGAUAACCCCUCCCCAGAGCCUCAACUCGAUGACAUUAAGAGAGAGCUGCGAGCCGAGGUGGAGGUGAUAGAGCAGAUGAGCAGCAGCGGCAGCAGCAGUUCCUCUGACUCAGCCAGCGCCUCGGGUAGCGGCGAUGACAGCAGCAGCAGUGACGGUGAGCAUGACGCCCCCCGACCGCUGAACCAGACCUCCCCCAGCCGCCACCUGAUGGCCAACGAAGGAGGCGACCGGCAGCAGGGCAGCAACCAGCUCAUGAACACUCUCCGAAACGAUCUUCAGCUCAGUGAAUCGGGCAGCGACAGUGAUGACGACUGAACUCAUUAGUCAGUCUCUCACUCCACACUCCUCCUUCUCCCAGUUCACCUGUUCCUUUGCUGUGAUAGCUGACUCCAGCUAGAUAUCAUGGUUUGACUGUAUUUUCUAUUUUAUUUUAGUAUGUCCUUAAAGCUGGCCAGCCUGGAACUUUAAGAGUGUAUUUUUAUUAGAUGUAUAUUUUGUUUUUGUAUAGCAAAACUUUAGAAAACUUUACUUGAGAGGUUUGGAAGACUAUAUUUUAGAGUGCACAUACAUAUUUUCUGUACUUAGAGCAGCUCCUUUUAACAUUUUUUUUUUUGGUUUUGGGUUUUGUCUUUAUGGUAAGACAAGCAAAUGUAGUCCUGAAAUGUCACCACUCAUUAUCUCCUCUUUCUCAGAGAGAGCUAUAGAAGUUAUCUCUGCAUCGUUGCUACGUUCUUAUUAGUUUACCAAGAUUGUUAUUAGUUUACCAAGAUUACAAAAACAUGCAGAAUUGCACAGAUACUCAGCGAAUGAGCAACAAUUCAAUGAAAACAGCUAUUUGAAGGCGCAAGUGAGAAUGACACAAUAUUAGGCAGGUGGUUUGAAAGUUGUGGCUGAUCAGUGUAACUGUACCUCAGCAUUGUUUAUAGGCUUAUUCUGGUGUCAAGACAAAACACAGAAAAGAGUAUAAAAAGAGAUUACUUGAUGAUUAUAAAUCCUUCUCAGUUUAGUAGUGGGAUAAUAAUUGAUCCAAAUAAAAAAAAAAAGUCUAGAUCAAAAGCAGCAUUAGAUUUUAAAACAAAGUAUGCAGGAUUAAAGCUGGAGAAGGGAACAGACAUUCUUUUGUUUCACAUUUCCUGUAUCAGCCAUGUGUUGUUUUAUCAGGCAGAGAACAUUUUAUUUUUGAUCGAGUAUUUUCAUAAAAAUGUUUUACCAUAGUACCAUUCCAUGCCUUAGAGCAUUUCAGUUUGGAAAUGAAGGUGAAUGUGUCAUUCUGAAAAUGCCAAAGAGUUGAACUGCCCCUCUUCACGUGCAGGAUUGUUCUUAGUGUUAUCAGUGUGUGUAUUUAUUUUACCUCGCUCUCAGGCUCCCAGUGUCGUACAUACGAGUUGUGGUGUCAGUUCUCUUUGUCAGCCAGAUACACAGCUGUUGGUAGUUUCAUAAGUGGUAGUUGCAGGUGUGUAAUUGAAACUUCAGGGCAUACCCAUGCUUGCCAGUUUAAUAGGUACACUAGGGAAAAUAAAUGCAUUGUAAUGCAUUCCUUCUUGCCUUAAGUCUUAGCUUCAUGCUUGUUCUAAUGUUUAAUUUUAAGCUAAAGCAAAGGAAGAAAGGUGAUAAUUUAACGGUAUGUUCAUUGUGGAGGGUGUAGGUUUUGAUACUGCUAACCUGUAUUAAAUUAAACACAAAAGUAUUUCUGUGAUUUAGUCUAGCCCACUAACAAUACUAUCUAACAGUACUGCCAACUGCAUUCUCUAAAACAUAGUUGAAUCUACAGCUCACUCAGUUAUUUGAAGCAAAUUCUGAAUCUAAUAACCAUCAUGAAGUCCAGAUUUAGUGCAGGACUGUUAUCAGAUUACUUGAGACAAUUUGAAUUGUUAUUGACACUGUAUAAUUAACCUGAAAUGAACUAAAUGUAAUGUGUGUACCUAAGGAAGUGGAAAGUGAGUGUAACUUCAUCAUCACACUGCUAACAUUAUCUCUGGUUAAACAGAGAUAAUCACCGCGUUCCUCAAAAAGCAUCUUAAGAUUAAGGUAGUGUUGGCACAGAACAGAGGAGACAUGGUUGAGUCAUGAGACAGUCACUGAAAACUGCUAAUGCUCAAAUUACUAGUAUUUCUUCCACUGCGUAGGGAAUGAUCCAUCUGCAGGUUGUUAAUCCUUAGCGGGGAACUGUUGAAUGUGUGAUGAUGCAGACAGACACAAAUGUCUAAUUUUACCCUCUGGUGUUUUGUCUGAAAACUGUAAACUUCUUGUAACACAAUUUUGUGGUCCUCUGGGCUCUGACGUAUUUGGUGCUGUGGUUCUUGUGUUUUUACAUUACAUUACAUAGAGCUAUGUGAACUAUGUUUGUAGGAAUUUGAAGUGUAUUAAAGGUGUGCAUGUGUAUUUCACAUAGAUUUA